Messenger RNA from Saxophila tyrrhenica, 1506 nucleotides. RefSeq lists its product as uncharacterized. NCBI's taxonomy places the organism in Eukaryota, Fungi, Ascomycota, Dothideomycetes, Mycosphaerellales, Extremaceae. Gene Ontology annotation, molecular function: zinc ion binding; DNA binding. The coding region runs from base 1 to 1506 and encodes 501 amino acids. Gene Ontology annotation, biological process: DNA-templated transcription. The record is from RefSeq and is a predicted model, not a curated record. Gene Ontology annotation, cellular component: nucleus. The transcript has 2 exons.
AUGCCCUGGCUGUAUGAGGCGAGGGCGACGACGACAAGGUCAACGGGCAUCUAUCCCGCUCCGACGAUCUAUCGAGAUGGCUCAGGACUUGUUGAUCGACCCCUGCAUGACGCCUUCGCGGAGUUGGAGUCGACGACAGUGUCGAGACUCGUGGGGAUGUACAUCGACUACAUCCACGAUCAGCCGCACUCGCUGUUCCAUGUUCCUACACUACGUUCCGGUGUCCUCCACGGAACCAUAGAGAAACCGCUCCUCUGCAGCAUCUUGGCGCUCUCUGCCAGGUUUCACGCAGACGAAAGCGUACGAAGUCUCGGUGACAAGCUGGCAAAACAAGCCGCGUCCCUGCUCAAAAACGAUCUCGAGACCAUGUCACUCUCUCGCAUCCAAGCCUGGGUUCUGCUCGGUAACGUGGCUGGGUCGACUGGUGACUCGUCAUCAGAAGCGAUGUACUUUGGCAUUGCCAUGCGGUGCGCUCAGAUCAUGGGACUGUCAAACGCGCACGCAGAGGACGGUGCUGUGCUCAGCGAGACGAAGUCUAGGGUAUGGUGGACCUUGUACAUGAUUGAUCGAUGGCCCUCCGCAGGUCUGGGUAUCCCCCGUCAAAUGGGUGAGCGUCGACCUUCGCAGCAACUACCGCUGGACGAAUGGGCUUUCCGUGCGCUGCCUUCUGAGCAAGCAAGUUGGCCCAAGACACCGCAACCGGGGAUGUGGGCUUACAUGAUCACGCUUGCUGAAAUUUUUGGUUCCAUUCACGACCUGAACAAGUUGUCAGCUAUGCAUCAAGUCAAUCCGCAAGAAACGCAAUCCGCCGUGGAAAGCCUUGCACGUUCUCUGUCAGACUGGCAGGGGAAUCUGCCCCAGCCUCUCAGGUUGAGCAAGGAGACCUUGGAGCUGCACCGGGGUCGAGCUCAAGGAAGAACAUUUGUUGCACUUCACUUGGGAUACUACCAUUACGCAACUCUGCUCUUCUUCCAAUUCUUGGAUCAGUCUGCGGAGGAUACGCCGCACGCCGCCGAAAACGCUCGCAAAUGCCGUGAAUCUGCCUCAGCGUUCAGCGACCUCUUGCGUGCCUCCUACGAUACACCUUGUUGUGAGGCCAUGUAUGUUAUUGUAGGCCACAUGGCCGUGGUCUCUUCUUCUGUGUUGAUGCACAUACUGCUCUUCGGCGAAGAGGACGAACUCCCUGCCGCCAGGAGACGUCUUGAGUUGAAUUUUGAGAUCUUGCUCAAGCUCAGGAGCUGGUGGCCGAGCGUAGAAGGCAUGACUGCGCGGCUGUUCUUGUUCCAAAACAUGUGCAUCCGCUCAGUCGGCAAUCAUUUCAAAUUCGAUCGGUGGAUGGUAAAAUUCAUCCUCGAGCAUGCCAUUACUCUCGACGACAAAGCCGAGAUGGAACAGCUGCAGACCACUUCGCCUGAGAGCGUUGAGUCACCUGAAGCACCUGAGUUGCGCCGUUUGAGUCACAGAGGGCGGUCUACCCAGAGUGCAUUGUCGAUGCUCAAGCGAUGA